This is a messenger RNA of Drosophila rhopaloa, 787 nucleotides long. RefSeq lists its product as uncharacterized. The coding region runs from base 10 to 675 and encodes 221 amino acids. NCBI's taxonomy places the organism in Eukaryota, Metazoa, Arthropoda, Insecta, Diptera, Drosophilidae. The record is from RefSeq and is a predicted model, not a curated record. The transcript has a single exon.
GGGCCCCAGAUGCCAGCUCUUGGCGGGAACAUGUCUCCCGUGUUCUCCGAAGACUAUGACACGGACUCUAUUAAUAGUACCAAUUGUAGCAACACAACUGUGAUCCCCAGCCAGCCGACAGCUAGGUCGACGUCCGUCUCACCAUUACCAAACAUCGCAGUACUCGAAAUUCCCGUCUCACCGCCACCGGAGCCAAUAAUAGAGAUUCCCGAAUCACCGCCACAGCCUGUGCUUGCUGAUGAAAACCCCUACAUAAGUACCAAUAACUUGAUGGUGAUUCCCAGCCAGCCGGAUGUGAAGUCCGCGAGCGUCUCAUCAGGACCAAGCAUCACUUCGCCGCCACAAGAGGCAGUAAUCGCGAUGCCCGACUUACCACCGCGGUUAAUGCUAAAGAGAAGCUUUCGCUGCGCUGGUGAACCUUUCUUCUACUUAGUUAUGUUCGAGUUUGAGCACAUCACGUGCUUGAGUAGCUGCGCUGGUUCCUGCACUUUCCGAUUUCACGAGGACGAUCCCCGCAUCCAGGAUAUUUCCCAGGAAGCAUUACAAAGAGUAAAAGUAACACCAGCCGACAUAUGGUUUCGUGACAAGGAUCAAGGGAUUUUUGCGCAGAUUGAUCGAGUCAAGCGUGCUUGCAUGUGUAGCAUGUGUAAAGUGGAUGUUCUUAGAAGUACUUAAACACAGUAAACUUAUUUAUGCAAAUUAGUUUUAUCAACACAAAUGAAUUUCAGUCUCAAAAUUUUAUUUAAUAACGAGCCAAAAAUAUUAAUAAAACAUUUUACAUAUGUCA